AUGAGAGAUCGCCACCCAUUCUGUCCCUCUCACACUCACGCCUCUUUAUCUAUCUAUCUAUCUAUCUAUCUAUCUAUCUAUCUAUUUGUCUAUCAUCUAUCGAUCUAUCUCAGUCUGUUCAUAUCUAUCUCAUUUUGCUCAUAUCUAUCAAUCUAUCUAUCUAUCUAUCUAUCUCAGUCAAUUCAUAUCUAUCUAUCUCAGCCUGUUUAUACUUAUCUCUUUCAGUCUGUUCAUAUCUAUCUAUCUAUCUAUCUAUCUAUCAGUCUUUACAUCUCUAUCCAUUUAUCUAAAUCUGUUCAUAUCUAUCUCAAUCUGUUCACAUCUAUCUAUCUAUCUAUCUAUCUAUCUAUCUAUCUAUCUAUCUAUCUCAGUCUGUUCAUAUCUAUCUAUCUACCUAUCUAUCUAUCUAUUUCAGUCGCUUCAUCUCUUUCUAUAUAUCUACCUCAGUCUGUUCAUAUCUAUCUAUCUAUCUAUCUAUCUAUCUAUCUAUCUAUCUCAGUCGGUUCAUAUCUAUCUAUAUAUCUAUCUCAGUCUGUUCAUAUCUAUCUAGCUAGCUAUCUAUAUAUCUAUCUUAGUCGGUUCAUAUCUAUCUAUCUAUCUAUCUAUCUAUCUAUCUAUCUCGCAUUCUCUUACUGUUUCUCUCACUUCUCUCUCACACACAAAACUACCGUGGCCAUAAAUAUUGCCCAUCACUUCCACUCUCACACUAUCUAUCUAUCUAUCUAUCUAGCGUUCUCUUUUCUCUUACUGUUUCUCUCUUUUUUUCUCUCACCCAGUUUCCCCCGCUUUCUCACAAACAUAUACUCUACUCUUUUUCUCUCUUCCACGCAUUCUCUUUUCUCUUUCUCUUUCUGGCGCACACACUCUUCUUUCACUUUCCUUUGUCUUUCUCACACACUCACUGUUCCCGCUAUCACUCGCACAAACACACACACACAUUUCCUUCCCUCACACGCGCAAUAUUAUCUGGUCAUAGCUAUCUAUCUGUCUGUCUAUUUAUCUAUCUCAUCUUUUCGUAUCUAUCUAUCUAUCUUUCUAUCUCAGUCUGCUAAUAUCUAUCUAUCUAUCUAUCUAUCUAUCUAUCUAUCUCAGUCUGUUCAUAUCUAUCUAUCUAUCUAUCUAUCUAUCUAUCUAUCUAUCUAUCUGUCUGUCUGUCUAUCUAUCUAUCUCAGUCUGUUCAUAUCUAUCUAUCUAUCUAUCUAUCUAUCUAUCUAUCUAUCUGUCUGUCUGUCUAUCUAUCUAUCUCAGUCUGUUCAUAUCUAUCUAUCUAUCUAUCUAUCUCAGUCUGUUCAUAUCUAUCUAUCUAUCUAUCUAUCUAUCUAUCUAUCUGUCUGUCUGUCUAUCUAUCUAUCUCAGUCUGUUCAUAUCUAUCUAUCUAUCUAUCUAUCUAUCUAUCUAUCUAUCUCAGUCUGUUCAUAUCUAUCUAUCUAUCUAUCUAUCUGUCUGUCUGUCUGUCUAUCUAUCUAUCUCAGUCUGUUCAUAUCUAUCUAUCUAUCUAUCUAUCUCAGUCUGUUCAUAUCUAUCUAUCUAUCUAUCUAUCUCAGUCUGUUCAUAUCUAUCUAUCUAUCUAUCUGUCUGUCUGUCUGUCUGUCUGUCUAUCUAUCUCAGUCUGUUCAUAUCUAUCUAUCUAUCUAUCUAUCUCAGUCUGUUCAUAUCUAUCUAUCUAUCUAUCUAUCUAUCUAUCUAUCUAUCUAUCUAUCUGUCUGUCUGUCUGUCUAUCUAUCUAUCUCAGUCUGUUCAUAUCUAUCUAUCUAUCUAUCUAUCCCAGUCUGUUCAUAUCUAUCUAUCUAUCUAUCUAUCUAUCUGUCUGUCUGUCUGUCUGUCUAUCUAUCUAUCUCAGUCUGUUCAUAUCUAUCUAUCUAUCUAUCUAUCUCAGUCUGUUCAUAUCUCUCUAUCUAUCUAUCUAUCUAUCUAAACUGUCUUCUCUUUCACACGCAUACACGUUCCCCUAUAUCUGUUGUCUAUCUCACAUGUUUUCCUCCUCUCUUUCACACUGUUCUCUCUCGCUUUUCAAUCUCUCUCAGGCACAUACACCCUCUUGACCAUGCAUACACUUUCCUCUAUAUCUUGCUUACUUAUCUCACACGUUCCCCUCUCUCACAAUCUUCUAUCUCUCUCUUCGCUGUCUCUCAAACAAAUCACACCUCUCCCUCUCUAUUUUCUAUUCACCCUAUAUAUUCUUCUCUCUCUCUCUCUCUCUCUCUCUCUCUCUCUCUCUGUCUCUCUAUCUAUCUAUCUAUCCAUCUAUCUAUCUAUUCUACGCGUAAAUAA
Molecule: messenger RNA, 2271 nt
Organism: Acanthosepion pharaonis
Lineage: Eukaryota; Metazoa; Mollusca; Cephalopoda; Sepiida; Sepiidae
Source: the annotation of a GenBank genome assembly